AUUCUACGAACACGCAGACCGGCAUCAGAGCAAUCGUGAAGGUAUUCAUCAACCAUUCCGUGAUCCCUCAAAUCAGUCAAAAUGGCCGCCACUCUGCCCAACGUUUCCGCCGACCUGAUCUGGGAGGUCGUCCGCGCCCAGAAUGCGUUCCUGGUCAACCGCAACGACGCCGGCGGUCUCCAGCUCUCCCGCGACCCCCUUAACCUGGUCAACAAGCACUCCCGCAAGUACGCCGGAUUCGUCAACGACAAGGCCAUCGGUGUUGUCCCCAACGAGAAGGGUGGUGUCAAGGUGAUCAGCAAGAACCAGAAGAACUCCAACAAGCCCUCCAAGGGCUACACCGAGGUCACCUACGGCGGCAACAAGUCUUCCCGCAAGACCUACUCCGCCGUUGCCCGCCAGGCUGCCGCCGGCGGCUACCGUGGCGACCUCCGCGAGGCUGCCGUCCAGCGCGUCUCCGCCAUCCGCCGCUCCCAGCGCGCCGUCAAGGCCACCCCCGAGAAGAAGCCCCGCGGUGUUAAGGCCAAGGCCGCCGCCGCUGCCGAUGUUGAGGCAUAAAUGUUGAAAUGCUGAUUUAAGCGGGCGGACUGGACAACAAAAAAGAGAAAGACACAGGGCUUGGUUUGGGCGUUACGUCGAGCAAAUAGAGAAUACCUUUUUGUGAGGGACACAGGCGAAACAAAUCAAAAGCUUGAGUCAAA
Messenger RNA from Colletotrichum godetiae, 701 nucleotides. RefSeq names its product ribosomal L28e family protein. The coding region runs from base 82 to 558 and encodes 158 amino acids. Gene Ontology annotation, molecular function: structural constituent of ribosome. NCBI's taxonomy places the organism in Eukaryota, Fungi, Ascomycota, Sordariomycetes, Glomerellales, Glomerellaceae. Gene Ontology annotation, biological process: translation. Gene Ontology annotation, cellular component: ribosome; cytosolic large ribosomal subunit. The transcript has 5 exons. The record is from RefSeq and is a predicted model, not a curated record.